Messenger RNA from Bufo bufo (common toad), 1026 nucleotides. RefSeq names its product forkhead box I2 (gene FOXI2). Bases 1 to 1026 code for a protein of 341 amino acids. NCBI's taxonomy places the organism in Eukaryota, Metazoa, Chordata, Amphibia, Anura, Bufonidae. Gene Ontology annotation, molecular function: RNA polymerase II cis-regulatory region sequence-specific DNA binding; DNA-binding transcription factor activity, RNA polymerase II-specific. The transcript has 2 exons. The record is from RefSeq and is a predicted model, not a curated record. Gene Ontology annotation, biological process: regulation of transcription by RNA polymerase II; cell differentiation; anatomical structure morphogenesis.
AUGAGUGCCUAUGGGCAGCAUUCCUCCAGUCCCCAGCCAGGAUACUUCUAUGCACAGGAAUUGGUGGACAUGGCAGUCUACUGUGGAGACAACUUCAAUCUGCAUCAGCAGAACCUGCACCAGCCUCAGAAGACCCCACCAGGGUAUGGUAUAAUGGAUUAUCCGGGUCCAAAUACCAACCCGUAUUGGUGGUUUGGAGGUCCUGCCGUUAACUCUUCUUCUUACUGCAAUGACUCCAGAUACUUGUCAGUGAGUUGCACCAACAGCCAAGCCCAAGCCAUGACCCAUUCUACCGGUUACGGGGCAGCAGAGUUGCCCUGGUUGACUUAUCCCAACCAAGUCGACUUGAUCCAGAUAGUGAGACCUCCUUAUUCUUACUCGGCUUUAAUCGCCAUGGCUCUUCAGAACACCCCUGAGAAGAAGCUGACCCUCAGCCAGAUCUACGGUUAUGUCGCCGACAACUUUCCCUUCUAUAGGAAUAGCAAAGUUGGCUGGCAGAACUCCAUCCGACACAACCUGUCCCUCAACGAGUGCUUCAAGAAGGUGGCCAGGGAUGACAGCGACCCAGGGAAAGGGAAUUACUGGACUCUAGAUCCAAACUGUGAGAAGAUGUUUGAUAACGGCAAUUUCAGGCGGAAAAGAAAAAAGAAAGUUGACAAUAACUCCGACUGCGCAACUGAACUCUCUGAAAUGUUAGAUGACAAAAGUAAUGUGAAGUCCCUGAGGUCUGUCAGCCUGGUGGGAACUCCAGAGAGUAAAAUGAAGUUUUCUCCACGGUCCUCUCCAGCUUUGGACACCAGCCCUUGUUUUGAUAACUUUACCUCUGCCAUGAAUGUGCCCUCCAAACACCACUUUACCGGACUUUCUUCUUACCCCACCAAUAACUGCUCGCAACCUGGUGAAUCUACUGGUCAAGCCAACUUCAGGCCUAAAUGUUACCCAACCAAGCAGAGCAGCCUACAUUCUUCCCUGGUCAACCCUCUCCAUGCCAGCCACAUACUUUAUAACCGAGAAGCAGAGGUGUAA